UACUUUUUUAAUGAAUUUUUUAUAAUAUAUUUUUAAAAAUCUUUUCUUCAUCCCUUGACCACGUUGAGCUCUUUGCAGGCUCAGUGUUUCCAUCAGACAUUAACACACCAACUUACUUUUUGAUGAUCUUUGUGAUGUGGCUGUGAUGUUUGGGAAGGUGCAGUAAUAAAUGGAAGUCAUUAUUGGUAAUGGAGAUUAGCCCUGCACUGGAUUGAGGAGCUUCUCCUUUAUCUCUGCUCCGUCACCGUGCUGGAGCUCUGAACCAUAUUUACAGCUCGUUUUUACACUGGCACCUCCAUAAUGAAUCCAGUAAAUGGAGGUGAUGCAUACUGUUCCGAGUGAUCCAUCUCAUUAGAUACGAGUGCAGGAAUGGCAUAAUUACACAGGGCAGCCACUGCCCCGCCCGUACUGACACCGGGCCAGCUAUUGACCAUUACGUCUGGAGCAGUGAAGCAAGCAUAAAGAGCAGCUCACGGAUAAAAAAUGUACGUAAAAAGCACCUGGUUAACUUUUAUAGCUCCUUCACGGCGGCAGGAGUGAUCAUCAUUUGAGCUAUAAAGAAACUUUCAGAGUCUCUGGGUCACUGGAAAGUUCAGCAUGGGCCGACAAACACAGAUACUGAGCUCUGACACUAUCAUGUGCCUCCUGCAGGGAAGCUCUCGGGUUCCCCAGACAGAAAACCUCUCAUUGGCCCGAGGACUGUGGACAUGGUCCUAAGAUUCUGCUCCUCAGAGACGUGUCUCACUCUCUGAUUAAACAUCAGCACUACUGACGUUCAGCUCCUGGUUUCUUCUCCUGUGUCCCCGAGAAACCCACGAUGCACACUCAGUAGUAAACUGAACAAGGCUGAUGAAAAAAACUGAAGGUCAGAAGAAACUGAAGACCAGCAAAAAAACUGAAGGCCAGGAAAAAUAAUGGAAACUUGAAAGAAAGAAAGAAGUGUAUAAUAAAGAACAAAAAGCAAAUGCCUGAAAAUAAAUAGAAAACUGAGAAAAAACACGGAGAAGACAGACAGACAGACAGAAAGAAAGAAAGAUAUGGAAGGCUAGAAGAAAGAACAAAAACAAAUAUCUGAAAGAAAGUGAUAGAAAUAGAAAUAAUAAAUAAAUAGAAAAUAAGAAAAAACACUUUUGAGAUCAGAUUAAAGAAAGAAAGAAAGAAAGAAAGAAAAAUGGAAGGCUAGAAUAAAGAACAAAAACCAAUGGCUAUAAGAAACUGACAAAUAAGAAAAAAACAAAUAAUGAAAGAAUGAAAAUAUAAGGCUAGAUGAAGGACAAAAAUAAAAAAAUAUGAACAAUGUACAAUUAAAUGAAAGUAAGAAACAGAAAGGAAGAAAUGGAAGGGCUAAACGUUAAGGGAAAAUGGAAGACUGGAGAAAUAUUAAAAUAAAUAUGUAUGUAAAGCACACUGUCUCUUGAUCUUAUUUGGUACAAAGUGUGUGAUUAGCAAUUAGCUUAUAUUCAUCUUUUUUUAUUCAUUAUAAGGUGUUGGAUAAUUAUGCGUAUAAUUGGAGUGUAAUUAUAACGUGCGAGUUUAAUUGGCUCUGGUGCUGAUGGAGGUCACGCUGCUGUUUUACUCCCCACAUGAUGAGCAGGUUUGUGAGGCUCCACGUUCUCCGUUAUUAAAUAACUCACUGCUAACGUGUUUUCUUCCACCUGUAAAAGGGAAUCGUUAAAUAAUCGUCAGACUGAUGCAUAUUCAUUCCCAGUAUUGAGUGAGUCUCGUAAUCCAUCAUCAUAACCUUUCAUACGGCAGCGAUUCAUCACACGCCGCAUGAAAUCCAAUAUGGAGAUCUCGGUUCUCCAGUGCGAGAUCGAUUUGGAGCUGAAAUAUGACAUUUAUAGUAUUUAAAUAAAUAAUCGUGUAAUGCUGCUUCGGCUUUGUGGGACUUUAACGUUUAUUCACGUACAGAUGUUCAGUAACAGUUGGAGUAUAAAGGUCAGGGGGUGUGGCCUGAGGUGGAGCCAGAGUUGGAGUGAACCAAUCAGAGUCUGAGGAAGGUUUUGUCCAAAAUACGAGAGCUCAUGUCUGAUGACAGUCUGAGUUUUUGGAUAAUCUCGGGAACAGGACACCUAUUGAACAAGCUAGCUCAUGUUACUACAGGUGCUGGAGUACGUUAGCUACAUAACAUAACUAGCUAGCCAGAUAGUAGCUCCAGAAAAGCAGCCAGUAAUUAGAAAUACUAGCUCACGAACAUUUGACACAUGUAAAUGAUUUAAAACUGGUUGCGCAGAAUAGAAUAAGUCAUCUUGUAAAAUGUUGAAAACAUGGAACUCAAAAUCCGCAAUUUGUAACACUCAUAAGUGUGUUACACUUACGAACGCUUUGUAAAAGUGGAAAGUAAAGGUUUCAUCCAUGUUACUCUUCUUCAAGUAGUUCUGACUCACUGAUGUCCUUAUUAAUAUAAACCUGUGAAUGCCAUGCUGUUGUAGAAAAUUAAAUAACACAUAUCAGCAACGCCAAUCAUAUUCGAAAAUUCAGCUGUGCUGUGGUAUAAUCAUAAAUAGGUUGAAAUAAAUAGGUUGAAAAUCCAGAAUAAUCCAGAAAUGUAAAUAAAAAUAAAUAAAUGAAUAGGUUGAAAAUCCAGAAUAAUCCAGAAAUGUAGGUAGUAAAUAGAGUUAGCUGUAUGGAAGAGCAAUCAGUGAAGAACCAAUACACUAUAACAGUAUAACUCGGUUCCACCAGAAGGAAUCUAAUAGCAAGCUAAUAUCUCUAGAAAAAAAGGGAGUAAAUACAGCUAGCUACAGGUGCUGGAGUAUGUUAGCUAAACAGAAAUAGCUAGCUAAUAGCUACAGAAAAGUGGGUAAUAAAUAGAGCUAGCUCAUGUUACCACAGUUGCUGGAGUAAACAUUAUAGCUAGACAGUUAAUAGCUCCAGAAAAACAGGAAGUAAAUAGAGCUAGCUUGUGUUACCACAGGUGCUGGAGUAAACAUAAUAGCUAGCAAGCUAAUAGCCACAGAAAAACAGGAAGUAAAUAGAGCUAGCUUGUGUUACCACAGGUGCUGGAGUAAACAUAAGGGACAUUCUACCAGAAACGUACAUUAUCUGUCCUUGACUUGUUACAGUGAAUAAAAAGUAUUUCAUCCAAAAAAUGUCUAAACUGACUGAUGGUUUUGUGAGUUGUUCUGUAAAGGAAUAUGUCAUUCAAUAGGUUCUGAGAUAUUUUUUUCUUUAUUAAAAACACUUUUGAAAAUUAAAAAUCCUGUCCUUGUCCUUGUCCUCAGCCAAAUUGGACCUACAACUUUCAUAGUUUUGUUAUGCUACAAAUUGUCAUUUAGAAAAAACUCCAUCAAUAACAAGUUUAAGUUGUUAUCAUUCACAUCAAUUGAUUAAAAACAUGAAAUUAUACAUAAAUUCCACAAAUAAAUACUACAACUGUCCCCAUGUUUUCGGUCAGUCCUGUCACUUUUACAUAAAACUCAAGAUAAAAUGUGACAUCAUUUGACCGAGGUGAAGCUGACACUGAUCAAGGGUGAGUUCUGUCAUUGAAUUGUAUGAUUUUAAGCUUGUUUUUGUAUAUUUUCUUUUGAGGAGGAUGAGCUAAAGGGUCAGGCCCUUUCACGGUAAAACAUCCUAGAAAAUAAUGCAAAUGUUUUAAAUCCAAAACAUGUCUAAAAAGGUUACUGAAAUUCCUUGAUUGCAUGUUAACUGUUUUUAUGCUAGCAUGCUAGCAGGCUGAGUAAUGGCAGUUUAAAAUGGCCGACCGUCAGGCCCUGUCACAUCAGGCCCUGUCACAUCCCUGUCACAUCCCUGUGACAACAGUACAGAUACAGCAGGGAAGUGAAGAGGAACAUGGCUGAGAACGAAUGUAUCAUACAUGUGGACUUCUCUGAAAAUUAUAUAUGUAAAUAUGCAUCUGAGAUCCAGGCAGUGCACUUUGGAGCAUCCCAUGAGCAAGCAACUCUGCACACUGGAGUUUUAUAUGUAGGACCAGACGCUGAGCCAGUUUGCUUCAGCACCAUCUCGCCAUCACGACUGAAGGGGCCCCCAGCCAUAUGGGAACAUCUAAGCCCCAUUCUGUCCUAUGUCAAGAACCUCUUCCCUGCUGUCACAGUGGUCCAUUUCCUCAGCGAUGGACCUUGCACGCAGUACCACCAGAAGGGGAACUUCUACCUCUUCACUUCCCUCCUCCACAAAAAGGGAUUCCAAGCUGGGACGUGGAAUUUCUUUGAGGCCAGCCAUGGUAAAGGGGCGACAGAUGGGGUUGGAGGUGUUAUGAACAGGAGUGCGGAUCAGUUGGUGAGCCACGGCUGCGAUAUCCACAAUGCAAUGGGUCUGUUUGAGGCCUUGGUGCACACAGGCACCACUCUUAAACUGUUCUACGUAAGCGAAGAGUCCAUUGACAGGGCAAUGAAGGACAUGCCAUACAGCAUCCCCCAAGUCCCAUCAACAAUGAGAAUACACCAGGUUGUCACUACAUCUCCUGGGCAUAUGUUGUACCGGGACGUGAGCUGCAUGUGCACUGUAGACAAGAUUCUACAGUGCACAUGCUAUAACACAAAGGCAUUCAGCUUCAACACACCAAGCACACCAACGACAGAAGAGAUGACUCUUCAAGAGGGUCCAGAAGUCAUUCAAAAGUGGUGCGUCAUAAAAUAUGACAGAGACAUCUACCCAGGCAUCAUCACCUCCAUUGAUGAGGUUCAGGUGCAAGUGAGAUGCAUGCACCAUGUGGGAGUGAACUGAUUCUUCUGGCCCACCAGAGAAGACAUGAUCUGGUAUAUGUUCGAUGAUUUAAUUUGAAAAUAAUUAGAAAAUAAUUAUCUUGAAUUUCAUGUUAUUGUUCUGGUUAUUACACUCGCGUACACGUAGCACAAGACGGGGUUAUUGUUUUCACUCCUGUCUGUGUUUGUGCCAUUCUAGUUGCUAAUUGUUAUUGUUAAAUUAAUUUUACCAUAUUAAUAGUAUCAUUACAAUUUUGU
Molecule: messenger RNA, 4922 nt
Organism: Pangasianodon hypophthalmus (striped catfish)
Lineage: Eukaryota; Metazoa; Chordata; Actinopteri; Siluriformes; Pangasiidae
Exons: 3
Coding region: 3793-4686 (297 amino acids)
Source: RefSeq, a predicted model, not a curated record